Molecule: messenger RNA, 588 nt
Organism: Cladophialophora yegresii CBS 114405
Lineage: Eukaryota; Fungi; Ascomycota; Eurotiomycetes; Chaetothyriales; Herpotrichiellaceae
Exons: 1
Coding region: 1-588 (195 amino acids)
Source: RefSeq, a predicted model, not a curated record
AUGUCCACAGUAGACACCUCCCACGCAGCAGCCGCAACAACCUCAACCCCCGCGUCCACCUCCACCUCGUCAACCGGAGGCGAAACAUGCCUUCCCACCCUCCUCUCCACCCUCAAAAUCACAAUCCACCCGGAAAUAUACGUCUUCGCGACCAUCCCGUCCUCACACUUUCAUGGGACCGGGACCGGAUCCGCCGCGUUUGCCAUCCCCCUCUCCGACGUCCUCCUGUUCUUCCGCGAACCGUGCACCACCAGCUCGCACGCAGGUACAGGGACAGGUGCACGCGCAGAGACGCCCAGCGACGAUCCAAAAAUCACCCUGAUCCUCCGCCGCGAAACAGCGGAGCGGUAUGCCGCCCAUGCCUCCACCCUCUUCACCCUCACGUACGAAUUCCCGUGCCGUCUUCUGACAUGUGACGUGCACUCUUCGCUUUCGGCCGUCGGGUUCAUGGCCGUGCUCGCGACCAGGCUGGCUGAAAGGGGGAUCAGCGUCAAUCCUGUGGCGGGGUUCUAUCAUGAUCACUUGUUCGUGCCCGUGGAGAGGGCCGGGGAGGCGGUGGAGAUGUUGGAGGGGUUGACCGCUGGGUAG